CCCCCCUUUCCCCUUUCCUUUCCCCUUAAUUCAUGCCCCCUUCCAAUUUCCUUAUCUAUAAAGAAAAAGAAAAUACCAUCCCAAUUCCCACAACAACGAAACAAAUCAUCCCAAAAAUCCUCUGUUUCGGAGAAAUGGAAGCGAAGAUCGGAUUCGAGAGUGGCCUGAAUCUUGAAGCGACGGAGCUCCGGCUGGGCCUGCCGGGAUCAAUCGCGGACGAGAGACGCGAUUCUGGGGAGAAUUCUUCUGGGGUCAGAACCAAUAAGCGGAAUUUUCAGAACGACUCUGCUCCGCCGCCCAAAGCUCAGGUAGUGGGGUGGCCGCCGAUUAGAUCUUUCCGGAAAAACACUCUUCAGGCGAAGAAGACGGAGGCGGCGGCGACGGCGGAGGGCGGCGGGAGUUUUGUGAAAGUGAGCAUGGAUGGAGCUCCUUAUUUGAGGAAAAUCGAUUUGGGGGUUUACAAGGGCUACCCGGAACUUCUCAAGGCCUUGGAGGACAUGUUCAAGUUCACCAUCGGUCAGUACUCUGAGAGGGAAGGCUAUAAGGGGUCUGAAUUUGCCCCAACUUAUGAAGACAAAGAUGGAGAUUGGAUGCUGGUUGGCGAUGUUCCAUGGCAAAUGUUCAUUUUGUCGUGCAAGAGGUUGAGAAUCAUGAGAGGAUCAGACGUCGGGGGAUUGAGCUGUGGCGUUUGAGAGACUGUAAUCACAACGAAGAUUUGAGAAGAUGGAAAAGAUUUUCUCGAGAAAAUGCAGAUUUUCUGUUUGGGGUCUCGGAAAAGAAAAUCUCUGCGACGGGAUCUCUGAUCCGUCGGAAAAAACGUCCGGUGACGGAAAUCAGGAGAAGUCGAAGAAAAGUCUGGCCGUAGUAAAUACUUUCUUUUUUUUUUUUUUCCCUUUUAUGGUUACUGAAGUUUGACAGAAAUAUAAUAUCCGAUGAAAAUGAAACUUCAUCAAUUUUUUUUUUCUGGUAAAGUUUUGGAUUUAUGUAACACGUAGGGUGUGUGGAUGAUAUAUUAAGAUUACUUCUUUUUUUU
Molecule: messenger RNA, 1033 nt
Organism: Momordica charantia (bitter melon)
Lineage: Eukaryota; Viridiplantae; Streptophyta; Magnoliopsida; Cucurbitales; Cucurbitaceae
Product: auxin-responsive protein IAA4
Biological process (GO): regulation of DNA-templated transcription
Cellular component (GO): nucleus
Source: RefSeq, a predicted model, not a curated record